UUCAAUUUGUUGACAUCAGUUUUGUCAAUAAACAAAUAUUCGCGCGUAGAUACAAACUUGGAAUUAUUAAUUCAAUCUACAGAAUUUAAUUGAAAUACUUGAUGGCAGAGGGUGAAGUAAAGGAAAAAACUGAUGAACAUAAGAAAGUUGUUCACACCUACCCUCUUAUAAGGCAUUCAGACAUGCCAGAGGAAAUCAAAACGGAAUCAAUGGAACUGGUCGUAACGGCUUGUGAAAAGUUCUCUUCGAAUAACGAGGCAGCAGCGAGAAUGAUAAAAGAAGAAAUGGACAAAAAAUUCGGCCCCCCCUUCCACGUUGUGGUAGGAGAAGGUUUCGGCUUCGAAAUAUCCUACGAAUGUUCAAAUCUCCUCUACAUGUUCUUCGGCGGAAACCUGGCUAUCUGCAUAUGGAAGUGUUGAGGUUCGGCUCCCAAUUUUCCUAAAUUCGUACUUUUUAUAUGCUCAGUAGGCCAGAAAAAUCAAACUAGUCACGUGAAUAACAAUAUACUUUAUUUUUUUGUAUAACUAUAGAAUAUAGUAUAUAAAACAUAAUUUAAAAUAUUUAUAAAGCUCUUCAUUAGUA
Leptinotarsa decemlineata (Colorado potato beetle) is the source of this 582-nucleotide messenger RNA. Its product is annotated as dynein axonemal light chain 4. Lineage: Eukaryota; Metazoa; Arthropoda; Insecta; Coleoptera; Chrysomelidae. Gene Ontology annotation, cellular component: dynein complex. The record is from RefSeq and is a predicted model, not a curated record. Gene Ontology annotation, biological process: microtubule-based process.